Messenger RNA from Lepus europaeus (European hare), 777 nucleotides. It is a transcript of the gene LIN28B, whose product is annotated as lin-28 homolog B. Bases 1 to 777 code for a protein of 258 amino acids. Lineage: Eukaryota; Metazoa; Chordata; Mammalia; Lagomorpha; Leporidae. The transcript has 4 exons. The record is from RefSeq and is a predicted model, not a curated record. Gene Ontology annotation, molecular function: zinc ion binding; nucleic acid binding.
AUGAGGUCAUUCAACCAGGUUUCAUCAGCCCCAGGCGGGGCAAGCAGAGGUGGCGGAGAAGAACUCGGGAAGCUGCCGGAGCCGGCAGAGGAGGAAUCCCAGGUUUUGCACGGAACUGGCCACUGUAAGUGGUUCAAUGUGCGCAUGGGAUUUGGAUUCAUCUCCAUGAUAAACCGAGAGGGAAGCCCCUUGGAUAUUCCAGUCGAUGUGUUUGUACACCAAAGCAAACUAUUCAUGGAAGGAUUUAGAAGCCUAAAAGAAGGAGAACCAGUGGAGUUCACAUUUAAAAAAUCUUCCAAAGGCCUUGAAUCAAUACGGGUAACAGGACCUGGUGGGAGCCCCUGUUUAGGAAGUGAAAGAAGACCCAAAGGGAAGACACUACAAAAAAGAAAACCAAAGGGAGAUAGAUGCUACAACUGUGGUGGUCUUGAUCAUCAUGCUAAGGAAUGCAGUCUACCUCCUCAGCCAAAGAAGUGCCAUUGCUGUCAGAGCAUCCUGCACAUGGUGGCAAACUGCCCACAUAAAACUGCAGCACAGCCACCUGCCAGUUCUCAGGGAAGACAGGAAGCAGAGUCCCAGCCGUGCACUUCGAUGUUCCCUAGAGAAGCAGGAGGAGGGCAGGGCUGCACGUCACCACCGUUUGCUCAGGAGGCAAGGCCAGAGGUCCUAGAGCGGCCAGGCAGGUCCCCUCCAGAAGCUUCCUCCACGAAGUCAUCGGCAGCACCAGAAGAACCAAACAAAAAGGGGCCUUCAGUUCAAAAAAGGAAAAAGACAUAA